AUGAACAUUUGGCAACGUGGGAAUGGACAAAGUUAUGGUGAAUUUGAUCCCCAUAACUACUGGGGAGAAGUAGAAGACCUCCUUGCAGUCAUUCAAUAUUUUACCACGAUCGGGCGAAAAGUUACCGCGAUCAUUGGUCACAGUAAAGGAGCGAAUGUCGUAUUGCUAUAUGCAUCUAAAUAUCAUGAUGUUCGGAUGGUGAUAAACGUAUCUGCACGUUUCAAUUUGAAGGAAGGUAUGGAAGAGCGAUGGGGUAAAAAUUUCAUGGAAGCAUUGGAACGAGAUGGUUAUAUUGACGUCCCAAGGAAGAAAAAAGAUAAAGUUGAAGUUGACUAUCGCGUGACGUUACAAAGUGUCCAGGAUGGACUCGCCAUAAAUAUGGAGAAAUCGUGCUCUAAGAUUGAACGAAAUUACAAGGUAUUGAUCGUCCACGGUUCUGAAGACAAAAUUGUACCGCUUCAAGAUGCGUUGCGAUUUGAGGAAACCGUGCGGAAUCACGUUACUCAUAUCAUUGAAGGGGCAAGUCAUUGUUACAACCAUCAUAAAGAUGAAUGCUCUCCGCUAUUCUCUCUUUUCUGA
Messenger RNA from Oldenlandia corymbosa var. corymbosa, 579 nucleotides. Lineage: Eukaryota; Viridiplantae; Streptophyta; Magnoliopsida; Gentianales; Rubiaceae. The record is from the annotation of a GenBank genome assembly.